AUGGCCUCGCCAUAUGCUUUGCCCUCCUCCGCGCUCCCUCACGCGCAUCAGCAGCAUAUUCAUUCCCACGCGCACACUCAGGCGCAUCCCCAGUCCCAAUCGUCCCUACAUGCCUGGCGAUCAUCAAUGUCGACCGGAUCCCUCCACCCGUCCCUCGCCGACCACGACAACGAACACGACCGGCCACAUUCCACCUCGAAGCAGCCAUCGCAUGCUUGUCGAGAAUCCCACGCCUCCAACAUGAGUGCAUCGUUGCAUCGAGACAAGCGCCCGCCGGCCUGCCCGCCGGCCUCAUUGGAUCCCCUGGGCGGUUGGACAGAGGAGACGACAGCCGGCGGCAAGAGUAUUCUGACUCUCGGGCCUGGCGCAGCAACUGCACCAUACUCGCCUCCAAUUAGCCACGAUCACAGUCAUAGAAAUCACUCGCUCGACCACGGCCACGACCACGAACACAACCAUGGCCUCAUGUACAACAACGCCCAUGACGACGGACAUAGACAUCACCACCAUGCUCACGCUGACGGGCAUCGAACCGACGCUGGCAAGGCGCCGAGGUCUCUAUUCACGAGGACAUUGCUAACAUAUACCGCUCGGGUCCCGGUUCUGCAUGCGAUUCUUGUUGAGAAGGACUCGCGACGAAUCUUUUACUUCAUGGUCUUGAAUUUUGGCUUCAUGACUGUUCAGGCUUUUUACGGCUACGUCACCGAUUCGCUGGGACUUUUGAGCGACAGCAUACACAUGUUCUUCGACUGCGUGGCACUCUUGGUAGGGUUGCUAGCAGCCGUCAUGAGCAAAUGGCCUCCGAGUCAAAAAUUUCCAUAUGGGUUUGGCAAGAUGGAGACUCUGUCAGGUUUUGCCAACGGUAUUCUUUUGAUGCUUUUGAGCGUCGAGAUUGCUUUCGAGGCGUUUGAACGAUUAUGGGAUGGCACCAAGACCAAGCGACUUGGUGAAUUAUUUAUUGUGAGCACCCUGGGUCUUGCAGUAAACUUGAUCGGAAUGAUGGCUUUCGGUCACCAUCAUCACGGCCACAGUCACGGUCACGGUCACUCCCACGAUCACAGCCACUCCCACGAUCACAGUCACUCCCACGAUCUCAGUCACUCCCACGAUCACGAUAGCCACAAACACAACCACUCGCAUGGCUGCGACGGCAACCAUGGUCAUGGCCAUUCGCAUGACAAUGAAAACAUGCAUGGCAUCUACCUACAUAUUCUGGCCGACACACUGGGCAGCGUCUCGGUCAUUGUCUCGACAGCACUGACGAGCGUAUGGGGAUGGGCGGGCUGGGACCCUUUGGCCUCAUGCUUCAUCGCCGUUCUCAUCUUCUUGUCCUCGAAGCCGCUCGUGAUCUCCUCGGCCAAGCGCCUGCUUCUUAGUGUCCCCGAGGUUACUGAGUAUAACCUGCGAAACACGCUCGGCGGAAUCCUAGACCAGCGCGGCGUGGCGAAUUACUGCGCCCCCAAGUUCUGGUUGGAUGACCGAACCGGGAGCGAGGAUGGCGAGAAGCUUGUCGGCGUCGUGCAUAUUGUUGUGGCACAUGGGUACGGCAUGGACGAAGUGCGAGAUCGAGUCCGCGUCUAUUUGAAGAGCCAGGGAGUUGAGGCAGUGGUGCAAGCGGAACGAGAAGGCGACAAUGCCUGCUGGUGCACCAGGAGUCGUGGCGCCCUAGCAUUGCCAUCUGCUCCGAAAAUGCUUUAG
Molecule: messenger RNA, 1698 nt
Organism: Metarhizium album ARSEF 1941
Lineage: Eukaryota; Fungi; Ascomycota; Sordariomycetes; Hypocreales; Clavicipitaceae
Product: cation efflux protein/zinc transporter
Exons: 3
Coding region: 1-1698 (565 amino acids)
Biological process (GO): transmembrane transport; zinc ion transport; intracellular zinc ion homeostasis
Cellular component (GO): Golgi apparatus; membrane
Molecular function (GO): zinc ion transmembrane transporter activity
Source: RefSeq, a predicted model, not a curated record